CUUUGCGUAUAGCUGGCGCUCCGGUUUCCCAGGCGGAGAAGAUGGCGGCUCCUGGACCGGGGGAGUAUUUCAGUGUCGGGAGCCAUGUCUCUUGCCUCACCUGUUUAGGCCAACGUUUGCAGGGAGAGGUGCUGGCUUUCGAUUACCCGUCCAAGAUGUUGACGCUGAAAUGUCCUUCUUCCAGUGGUAAGCCCAACCUCAGCGAUGUCAUACUGGUGAACUUAGCCUAUGUUUCAGAGGUGGAUAUUAUUAAUGACCGCACUGAGACUCCUCCUCCUCUAGCAUCCUUGAAUGUUAGCAAGCUUGUCAGUCGGGUGAGGAUGGAAAAGGAAGACAAGUUGUCCCAAGCCUAUGCAAUCAGUGCUGGGGUUUCAGUUGAGGGCCAGCAACUAUUCCAGACUAUUCACAAAACCAUCAAAGACUGUAAAUGGCAGGAGAAGAACAUCAUUGUGAUGGAUGAUGUUGUAAUCUCACCACCAUACCAGGUGGAGAACUGCAAAGGCAAAGAGGGAAGUGCUCUAAGUCAUAUACGCAAAAUUGUUGAGAAACAUUUUAGAGAUGUGGAAAGUCAGAAGUCAAUGCAACGUACACAAGCACAGCAAACACAGAAGGACUCGUCUUUAUCCUCCUGAGUGUGAGGGUAUGGCUCAUAUGGGGAGGGCACCAUGGGCAUCAAGGGCCUAACAGCUGGUCAAAACCAGCGCUCUUCUCCCCCUCUGUGGCGUAGUCCGAGGGUGGAUGCGCCAAGGGUUUGGAAGAUCAACAAAAGAAACAAAGAAAAUAAACAUUUAAAAAAAAGCAAAAAUGUUUUAAGGAAAAAAAAAUGUGAGAGUGAAGAGUUCAUUCUAAAUUAGACUUUAUAAAGAUAAUUUAAAACUCCAACCAUCAAACAACCAUAGUUUCUUUGACUAACAGUGUCUUAUCCCCUCUCUGCCCCUUCUUCCUCCUAUGUUUCAUCUGAAAUAGCUUUUCAUGUUUUCUUCUCUUACAUCCCUCCUUCGCCUUCAAUUCCAUUUUGUGAAAAACGAACCAGUCAGAAAAGCUUGUUAGCUUUAUUUACUUUUAAUAUUAUUUUUUCUUUUGGCUGUUUAUGUUCUACAAGUGUUUGUCUUCUGUAUUUUUAAACAAAAUGUGACUUCAGAUUCCACAUGUUUCAAGGACAUUUUCUAAAAUAAAAGUAACAGAAAUUCUGACUGUAA
Xyrauchen texanus (razorback sucker) is the source of this 1199-nucleotide messenger RNA. Its product is annotated as protein LSM12 homolog A. The record is from RefSeq and is a predicted model, not a curated record. NCBI's taxonomy places the organism in Eukaryota, Metazoa, Chordata, Actinopteri, Cypriniformes, Catostomidae. The transcript has 5 exons. The coding region runs from base 42 to 632 and encodes 196 amino acids. Gene Ontology annotation, molecular function: RNA binding.